UCGAACGUCCAACGUCAAACUAACUUUUUGCCAGUAUCCCUUGCUGCCUGUCCAGGCAUUCGGCUAUGGAGCAGCUGUGAAGCGGCUGUGAAGAAGGGAGCAAGAAGUGUAUGACCUAUCUAACAAGGCUCUGUAUUUACGCACAAUUUCUCGUUUAGAUUGGACCAAGGUAAUCGAAGAAGGCAGCCAUGUCUGACUACACUGACUCUAUGAAUGACGUGUCCAGUGACAGUUUUUGGGAGGUUGGGAAUUACAAAAGAGCUGUAAAGCGGUUGGAUGAUGGGAAUCGUCUAUGUAAUGACUUGAUGAACUGUAUCCAUGAGCGAGCUCGCAUUGAAAAGGCAUACGCACAGCAGUUGACUGAAUGGGCCAAGCGCUGGAGACAACUGAUAGACAAAGGGCCUCAGUACGGGACGGUGGAGCGAGCCUGGUGUGCCCUGAUGACUGAAGCGGAGAAGGUCAGCGAUCUCCACAUGGAGAUGAAGGGUGUUCUCAUGGGUGAGGACUUUGAAAAAGUGAAAAACUGGCAGAAAGACGCCUACCACAAGCAGAUGAUCGGCGGGUUCAAGGAAACCAAAGAGGCCGAGGAUGGCUUUCGCAAAGCUCAAAAACCUUGGGCCAAGAAACUUAAAGAGGUGGACACGAUGAAAAAGGCCUACCACACAGCCUGCAAGGAAGAGAAGUUGGCCACCAGCAGGGAGAAUAACAGCAAGAUGGAGAACAACAAUCCAGAGGCCCAGAAAAAGCUCCAAGACAAAGUAGAGAAGUGCCAGCAGGAUGUUCAGAAGACUAAGGAGCGCUAUGAGAAGGCCCUGGAGGAGCUGGAUAAGGUAACACCUCAGUACAUGGAGAACAUGGAGCAGGUGUUUGAACAGUGGCAGCAGUUUGAGGACAAGAGACUGUGUUUCUUCAAAGAGGUCCUACUGGAUGUCAAACAGCACCUUGACCUUUCUACCAAUCACAAGUUCCAGGAUGUGUAUCAGUCAUUGGAGGACACAAUCCAGGCAGCUGACACAGAGGAAGAUCUGAAAUGGUUCCGUUCCAACCAUGGCCCAGGCAUGCCUAUGAACUGGCCCCAGUUUGAGGACUGGUCUGUAGACUUUAAUCGGUCACUGAGUCGAAGAGAAAAAAAGAAGCCAAGCGAUGAAGUAACACUUACAGGCAUCAGUCAAACAGGAGAACGAGCAACCAAGACCAGUAACAGCUUGACUGUGCCCAGUAGCACAGACCCAGUAUGCUUAAACCCAUUUGACGAUGAGGAGGACGAAGAGGAGACGCCAGCAGAGCCGCCCAACAGCAGCCCAGCCAGUGUGAAAAAAGAGGAAGUUGUUGCCAAAAUUACCAGCAAUGUGGCGAAGACGCGGGAUUUGUCAGAGGAGGAGACUGGGAACCCUUUUGCAGCAGACACCAACGGAAACGGAAAUCCAUUUGAGGACGAGCCUGGUUCUCCCAAGUUUUCGGUUCCUGUACGAGCUCUGUAUGACUACGAGGGCCAGGAGCAGGACGAGUUGAGCUUCAAAGCAGGUGAUGAAUUUAUUAAAAUCGGAGAAGAGGAUGAGCAGGGGUGGUGUAAAGGACGCCUGAAAGAUGGCCGUGUUGGACUCUACCCAGCUAAUUAUGUGGAGGACAUUCAGUGACCAGAGAGGAAAUGAGAAGAGUGGAGAGGAAAAGGCGGACCGAGAGAAGAAAAGAGGGGUGGCGAUUUUCUGAUGCUGGAAAGUUGCUCAUUAUUUCCCCCUUGUGGUGGAGGCUGGACCAACCGCUGCAAUAAUCCAAAAACGUCUUUCCACCCUAAUUUUCUUAUAGAUGCUGCCCUUUUUUGAAGAUCUAGGAAGAGAUGCCAUGAUCUCGUCACAAAUGGUUUUUUAAUAAAGGCUGUAAACAACAGGUCUGCACAAAAGGGCAACAAGACAUGCUGAGUUUUAAUUACUUACGCAGAACACACAUCAUUCAACAUUUUGAUCAAUUUUUAAAGUGCUGAAAACAAUGUCAAUCAUUAGAUUCAACAGUUCUGGUCUAGAUUCUUGUUCUAAUCACAACAUAGAGCAUCUUGAAGUACAACGUUUCACAGGUUACUGCUUUCUCCAUUGCUCUUAUACUGCUCAAGGUCAGGGAAACGUGCUUUGUUAAUAAAUGUUACGUAGUUUUAUCUGAUCAAUGAUAUGCUUCCAUACAUGUUGCAUAAACUAUAUUUUGGUAAUGACUUCAUUGCCAAGACAUAGACUACAUAGCGAUGAUAUUUCCAUAUUCUGAACAUUGGACAUAUCGUUGGAAUAUCUCAUUAUUUUCAACACUGUAUCCUGCAGUGAUGCUUCAGAAGAAGUCUAAAGGUUUUAUUUUCCAACUAGAUUUUAUUACUUUUACAAAGCUUGUAUAUGGAUGAAUGCGUGGAUGGAUGGAAUUUUUUUUUCUUUCUUUUUUUUUUUCCUUUUCUUUUUUUGAAUAGUGAGUCUUGACCCUAAACCAAACUAGACCCAAGCCAGGUAAAAUGCUGGAGUAAUUUUUCAGGAAGAGCUGAAGUGUGGUCGUUGUCCCAGGUGACUUGUGCGCUAUUCACCUUCAUUGCUGGUCAAGUCAGGAACUUUUCACUUCUUUCAUGAGAAGAGUUUUUGUUGCAUUUCUUGUUUGAACAAUAUCUUUUGUUUUAAAUAGUUUAGUAGCACAUAGUUUAUUUGUUCUUGGGGAAGGUCUCUCACUUGAAGUUGUCAGCUUUAUUUUAACCUGCACUGGACAGUUCACAGCAGAUACACAGAAGAAAACUUUAAUGCUUUUGUUCAAACUUGUUACAAACACAUGAUGUCCACUCACAUGAAAUGUUUCUCAUCAGGAUAGAGUAGUGUAAGGAAAAGAUGCAGAAGCAUGAUAUUUGUGCAUUUACAUUACAAUGAACAAAUUGAGUGUUUUUAAAUUUGAACUUGGGAUGGACAAUAUAAAGUUUAAAAUUUAGACUAAUUUAUAAAAUGCCAUAAGUGCUUCAACUUUUGCUCCUGGAUAAAUGCUGUGAUUCAGAAUCAGAAUGUAUAUUAAUUAAUGCAAUUUGAAUGUUAUGAAUUUAUUUUGUUACAUGUAUUAUAUGAACUGUUUCAUUUUUGCAGUCAGUCAUAUUGAGUUAUAUAGAUGCACCUUUUAUCAGUUUAUUUAGUUCUUUACUUUUGAGUUUGUUCUGAAAGUUUGUAAUUGGUAUUCUCAUCACCACCUGCCCACUAAUGGCGGUGUCCUAUUAACAUCAUCUCAUAAGAGCAAGAGCAAAUGGAUUUUGAACAUAUGAGGUUUGCUGCAGUUAUGGAAGGGCAUAAGAUCUUUAACUUAUGAGUUUUGGUGUGUAAACAGCAACUGUGCUUACACAGUGGACUCUGUUAAACCUGUCACCUUGGCAGUUGGCAAAUAAAUCAGUUUAAAUGAAAA
Messenger RNA from Ictalurus punctatus (channel catfish), 3405 nucleotides. RefSeq names its product protein kinase C and casein kinase substrate in neurons 2 (gene pacsin2). Gene Ontology annotation, cellular component: plasma membrane; cytoplasm; endosome. Gene Ontology annotation, biological process: plasma membrane tubulation; regulation of endocytosis; cytoskeleton organization. The record is from RefSeq and is a predicted model, not a curated record. Lineage: Eukaryota; Metazoa; Chordata; Actinopteri; Siluriformes; Ictaluridae. The coding region runs from base 189 to 1637 and encodes 482 amino acids. The transcript has 11 exons. Gene Ontology annotation, molecular function: protein binding; phospholipid binding.